This is a messenger RNA of Antechinus flavipes (yellow-footed antechinus), 12658 nucleotides long. It is a transcript of the gene PPP1R12B, whose product is annotated as protein phosphatase 1 regulatory subunit 12B. Gene Ontology annotation, cellular component: Z disc; cytoplasm; A band. The coding region runs from base 5881 to 6432 and encodes 183 amino acids. The transcript is spliced from 7 exons. The record is from RefSeq and is a predicted model, not a curated record. NCBI's taxonomy places the organism in Eukaryota, Metazoa, Chordata, Mammalia, Dasyuromorphia, Dasyuridae. Gene Ontology annotation, molecular function: enzyme inhibitor activity; protein kinase binding; phosphatase regulator activity. Gene Ontology annotation, biological process: signal transduction.
CAUUAUCAGUUCCUCUUUUUGUAAUGUAAUUUGGUAUUUACCACUUUUAGAUUUUUCCAAAUCUCUUCUUUAAAGAAAGUGUUCAUAAUUUAUAGACACAAGGGUUAUAAAUAUUUGCCCUACAAGCUCUUAGCCUCUUGUUUUUAUCAAUCUCAUGCCAUAUUUUAUAAGACAUAUUCUCUUUUUUUUAUAAUUAUAACUUUUUAUUGAUAAAACCCAUGCCUGGGUAAUUUUUUACAACAUUAUCCCUUGUACUCACUUCUGUUCCAACUCAUUUCAUUUAUUAGUUCAAUAGUUUUCUUAGUUUCUAUUUUGUAACUCCUUUGAGUUUCAGAAUUUCUAAUUUGUAUUUAUUUAUUUUUUUAAUAUAAUUAUCCCUUGCACUCACUUCUGUUCUGACUUUUCCCCUCCCUCCGUCCACCCCCUCCCUUAGAUAGCAAGCAGUCUUGUACAUGUUAAAUAGGUUACAGUGUAUCCUAGACACAAUAUAUGUGUGCAGAACCAAACAGUUCUCUUGUUGCACAGGGAGAAUUGGAAUCAGAAGGUAAAAAUAAUCCGGGAAGAAAAACAAAAAUGCGAGCAGUUUAUAUUCAUUUCCCAGUGUUCUUUCUUUGGGUGUAGCUGUUUCUGUCCAUCUUUAAUCAAUUGAAACUGAGUUAGAUCUUCUCUUUAUCGAAGAGAUCCACUUCCAUCAGAAUACAUCCUCAUACAGUAUCGUUGUUGAGGUGUAUAUAAUGAUCUCCUGGUUCUGCUCAUUUCACUUAGCAUCAGUUCAUAGAAGUCUCUCCAAGCCUCUCUCUAUUCAUCCUGCUGGUCAUUUCUAUAAGACAUAUUCUUGUGACAUAUCUUGCACACUCUUUUAAGUCAUUCACGAUUAAAGUUUAUCGAAUUUAUUAUGGGAUGUUAUAUAGUAUUCUUUGUAGAAUUUCUCUAUUACAUAGAGAAUCUCGCAUAACAAAAGUCCAUUGUAUUCAUAGUGUUUUUUUUUCUUUUUUCUCUCCCUCUUUUUUUUUUUUGUAAAUGAUCUUGAACACUGAUAUAAGAUGAUUAUUAAAUGUUCCUAAAGUCAUAAAGUCUUUCUUACUGCUCUUGUAUGCCUAAAAAAAAAAUUCUUUUAUUUGUCUCUCUUUAGGGAACUCGUGAAUAUCCUUUCAUUUAGCUGCAAGUUUUGUCUCUUCCUUUAAUUUGUAAUGAAAUUGUAUGAUUUGAUUCCUCCAGUCCACUCAUUGGUCACAGGACAAGGAAUCUCAUACAUAGAGUAGCAGGAAUGAGUUAUUGUUUAUUGAUUGCGUAAAAAUUGUUCCUCUUCUACAAAGUAGAGAAGCACUGUCACUGUGAAGCACAAAUGAAACUCCUUGAGACUGAGCAAAUUUUAUAUCAAUUAAAAACUAUGGAAUUGAUUCCAAAGUAGUUAGCAUACUGGUGAUGAACUUUUUGCAUUCAACUAGUUUCAUCUUCAAAAAGCAAAUAUAAUCUGUCACUAGACCUGUAUUCAGAGUCAUUCCAGCAUUCAGAAUCUCCUAGAAUUUAGAUUCCACUAGUAUAGAUUUUCAGAACCACAACCAUCAUAAGUUUGGGUCUUAAUGGAGUCAGUAGGUUAUCAUAAGUAUACAUGAAGCAGAGGUGCCUGGAACUGAAAGAGUACCUUAUUCAUUCCCAUACUGCAUGGUCCCUAGAACACCUAGGCGCUAGCCUUUAUUGUUUAAAGUUCUAAUUUUAAAAACCUCAUUUUUUCAAACUUUCAUUUCCUUUUUAGUUAAUAAUGUUAAAAUCAGUCUUAGGUGCACUGCUUCAAGUUUCCAAUUUGCCUGCCCUUUGCAUCUAUUUUAUACUUUAUAUAAUGAACAAGGAACUAAAUAAUAGCUAGUUCUUACUUUACAUAAAUUUUGCAUUAUCAUAUUUGACUUUAAAUAACAUUCUGAAAGAAGUCUUCAUUCCAAAAGAAAUCUACGUUGACUUUUCAGUACUCUGUUCGCUCACUCUUUGCUCCUACUCUUUUGCAACCUCUUAUCCCGUCCCUCUUACCAAGAAAUAAAAAAAGUUAAAAAACUCAAAACCAAAACUUUCCAAGUGAACACAGAAGAAUUGAUGCUGCAGCUUGGCUUGAAAUCUCUAGUGCUGAGAGAAUAGAUCCUUGUCCUGCUCUGUGCCCCACUCCCUUUCCAUCUGCCUGUGCUCAGGUACCACUUGUCUGUCCUAUUGCACAUGUAACCUGUCCUCUUCUGUAUAUGUCUGCAGUGGACUUUUAUGCAUCUGCUUUUAUACAGAAAUCACUUUACAGAGAGGUCUGUGGAAUGGCCCACUUAUGUAAAGUGAGAAUUGUUGUAUAUGUACAGUUUGAUGGUUUAAUGUUGUUCAGGAAUGUUAAUUUUCCUAUUCUUGUUUUGCAUUAUUUUCUCUCUAAUAUAGUUUGAGGUGUUCAAUAAGUGAGAUUUAGUGGUCUGAGGGCAGUAUUCAAACAGGAUCCAUUUUAUUGGCACGCUUACACAUUUUGUGUAUAACAUUUCAGAACCAAGUAAACAUUUGUGACCUAUUUAUUUGACUUUUGUAUUUGCUUUGAAUGCUAGAGUUAAAGGACCAGCCUAUUAUUUUACUUCAGUGCUCACAAAUGAAUCCAAAAAGUUUACAAACAUUUUUCCCAGUCUCCCUCCCCUAAGAGGAGUAAACCAUAUGGGACAAACCUUCUAUGCUGUUUAUCUGAAAUAAAUCAUUUGCUCAACAAGUGGCUGUUUGUAAGGCUAAUUAUUCCAAGUAUACAGAUGUGAAAAUCUUCUCCCUCGGGUCUGUUGCUUUCCUGGGCUUUGUCACUUAGUGUAGAAGAUACUUCUGGAAAGACAGAAUUGUCACAUUUCUAAAGAAUCCUGCCAUAUAAAUAUUUCCCUGCUAAUUGUAUUUGGGUAGAAACCUAGCCUACAGCUGUUUAGCUUUAUAAAUAGUAUACUCAUAAUAAAUAUUUGCUGAAUUGAAUCAAAUUAUAAGUAUUUACCUACCCAUUUGUCAAGUACUUAAUCAUUUGAACUUGGCCAGUGGGUGCAUACAUAUAGGUCAUUUAUUUUACUCCCAAAAGUGAAUUAUUAAAUAUGCUAUGCUACUUGAAAAACUUAAGCCUAGAAUUCCAUUGAUUACUAUUAAUAAAAUUUUCUGUUUAUGGUAAAUGUUUGCAAACAACAUUGUCUUCCUUAAUAAAUGGAAUAUAAGAAGUGUAGUUAUAACAAAAGCUUCAAGGAGAUGGUAGAUGUAUACUAAGUCUCUAAUGAAAACAUUAUGAAAGAUUGAAUAAAAAAGUAUUAGAGUCAUAUAUUCAGAGAAUUUGUCUAUGCUCCCACACCUCUUCCAUGUUCCUAUUAGUCUCUUGAUUUCCCAAAAUGUUCUUGGAGGCCUUGAGACAGUUGAUAAUUCAAAUUUGCUUUUAUAUUCCAUGCUUUAAUAUCAAAGUUAUUUUUCUAAGGUAUCAUUUUUUCAGAGAGUGGAGAUAUGAUGGGAGGGGACAGAGGCUAAAAGAGAAAUCAAGGGUCUUGACAAAAGAUUGACAUUUUUGACUAAAUUCCCCCCCCCUAAAAUGAAUUGAUUAUUUUAAAAAAAAAAAAAAAACCACCUUGACAGGAAAUGUGUUACUUAUCAAGAUUGCUCUUGCCUUCCUUUAAGAAAUUUAGUAACCUGUUAAACUUCUGUUCUCCAUCUGGAUUUGCCAAAUUGAAAAAUAUAUCCCUAAUUCUACACCAGUUAGACAAAAUGGCUUUUUGUUGUUGAAUCAUUUGAGUUGUGUCCCACUCUUUGUGACCCCAUGUGGGAUUUUCUUGGCAGAGAUACCGGAGUGAUUUGCCAUUUUCUUCUUCAUCUCACUUACAGAUGAGAAAUUGGGACAGAGUUAAGUGACUUGUCCAGAGUCACACCGCUAAUAUUCCUAUAAUUUUAUCCCAGAGGUUAGUUUGAGUUACUCGUGUCAUGGCUCUUCUCUGUAAAGUCAUGGCUCUGUAUUUAUUCCCUAAACUUACAGAUAUGCAGUUUUUCGAUGAAAAGAAAUAGUUACCAGAGACUUGAAUUAUAUUAGUUGAUGAUAGCUAUGUAAUCAAAUAUUGUAAUUUAGCACCCAUUAACCAGAAUCACAAGAGCAGCUGAGACUUGAUGGUUUCACUCAAGGCUCAUUUUGAAUUCCUUGUUCUAAUGCUGCAAGUGUUGCCAAUGUAGCUAACAUGUCUUCCUAGUAGAAACUGACCCAGGUCACAAGUCUUUCCAGGAAAUUUCAGACUAGGGAUAAUCUAAUGCCAGAUUAAGCCACCUUAUAUAUAUAUUGAGCCUACAUCUUCCAAGUUAUUCUAGAAAUUUUGGAUUGAGGGACCUCAAAAAGCAUCUGGUCCUUCAAUUUGAUUCCAUCAAAAGGGUCAAAAGAAAGAAAAAAAUAAAUGAUGGGUCUAUUGUAGGGGAAAAGAAUGAUGAGAAAUUUUGAACGUGAAAAAAAAAUUAUGUGGAAAAACAGAAAACAGUACCCAGGUUCCAGGAAUCCAAUCAAAAGUGAAUGAUGUUUCAGAUGUUUUCCGAGACAGUGACACAGGAGCUCUUUAGUGGAGGUGCGAUGACAACAGAAGGCAGAAGACCAGCUCUGGGAAAUGUCUCUUUAAGCCUCCUCCAGCAUCCUUCCAGGCCGAGGGCGGCUUUCCUGGGGCUCUCUGAUCCCCAUCCUCCUUCCUGGUUACCGCCUCCUGGCAGACACUAACCAACUUCUCACUCAAGGGGGCAGCCAGGAAACCCCCGACUUGCAGACCAACCCCCUUUCUGGUGGGCGCUUGUGGGGCGCAUAAGGCACUUUGGCUGGAUGCCUCUGUGUUGUGUUUUAUCAUGAGGGAAAAGCUCCAUUAGCUUAAACCCUUUGUUCUGAAAAGAAGUGUUUAGAAAAACCAGAACUCGAGACUCACUCCUGCCAUUUAACCCCUGACCAAGUACGCUAGUGAGGUGGGGUUUGGCUGUGGAUUUGCCCCCCACCCUCACCCCACCCACCCCACCUCCCCCCCCCCAAAAAAAAAAAAAAAAAAAAAAAACAGAUCCUAAAAGUUAGAGUGCUUUCUGUUCUUCCUACAAGUGGCAACCCGAAUCUUAAGUUGAAAGUGAAUCUUUGCCCUUGGCCCCACUCCAGCAUUCCUCACUACGCGAAUAGGGAUUUGGAAUGUCAGAAAAUAGCAAGAGGGAGGGGAAAAGAUGUGUGUGUGUUUAUAUGUAAAAGCAGCUCCGACUGGAAGGACUUAGGAAAACUUCACUUCCUCGGGGCUGCUUUUUUUUUUUGGGUAAAAUCUUGGCUCCUUAUUUGUACUUUUUUUGAGUUCUUCAAAUUGCCCAGCCUGUCACAGCAGCCCGUGUACUUUUGGAGUCAGGCUGAGGGAAGGGUUCCCCGAUUUCUCUUCCCUCUGGAUAAAACGACAAAAGCUGUUCCCCAGACUUCUCUUCGGCAAGGACGGAGGCUGUUCCACAGAGCUUUCAUCCAGGCUCAUUGGGAGCCUGGGGUCAGGCUCUAUUAAAGAGCAAACAUCCCAAAGCCUCAUUAAGACUAACCUUGUGUGGGAGAUCAAGGAACCACCGUGGGCAUAGGGAGAUAUCUCAGCAUAAGAUCCAGCCCCAUAAAGGUACCUGUCAUUCCUGGGCCCCUGUGGUCAGAGCUGAAUUGGAAGCAUUGAUGGAGCACGGCUUACAGACUCUGCCUUGCCGGGGACUGGUUCAGAGCUCAAGACUAUAAUUACCAGGCGGUUUGCAUCCUUUUUUUAGUUCUAUCAGAAGGCUUUUUGCACCCACUCAGAAGGAGGGGUUUUGGAAGGGCAGCAGACAGGACCAUUUUCCCAGCCUGGAGUGAAGAUUGCAAAGGUGGAGUACCUCUCCAAAUCCUGAGGAACUAUGUCUUCCUUAUAUACCCGAAGCAAAGAGUUCACUCGGAGUAGGAAAUCUCAAUCUGACUCUCCCCCGGCAUCACCCUCCCCAAUUGCCAAGACACUCCGACAUGAAAGACUUUCUAGGUUGGAAUCAGGAGGCAGCAGCCUCACCAGCACAGAUACCUACAGUGACCGGGCUUCUGCAAAGGCCCGCCGGGAGGCCCGAAUAGCUUCUUUGACAAGUCGAGUAGAAGAGGACAGCCAAAGGGAUUAUAAAAAACUCUAUGAGAGUGCCCUGACAGAAAACCAGAAGCUGAAAACCAAACUGCAGGAGGCUCAGCGGGAGCUGGCAGAUGUCAAAUCUAAAUUGGAAAAGGUGACCCAGCAGAAACAAGAAAAAACCUCUGACCGAUCAACAAUGCUGGAGGUGGAGAAAAGGGAGAGGCGAGCUCUGGAGCGGAAAAUGUCUGAAAUGGAGGAAGAGAUGAAGGUUUUGACAGAACUCAAGUCCGACAACCAGAGGCUGAAAGAUGAAAAUGGGGCCCUCAUCAGAGUGAUCAGCAAGCUGUCCAAAUAGACUCAUUCUUUGGGAGGAAAAGCUCCCGCUCCCCUCUGCCUCCUCCUUCCAACCAAAAAGAGUCCAUGCUGGUGACCGAAGGAAUCCUCCCUGCCCCACCGACCCAAACAUUGACUUUCCCUGCAUACCCCAGAUCUCAUCUGCCCCUGUGUUUAGGGGAGUGUUCAUGAAAACCUAAUGGUAGCAAUGGGCCAUGGCCACGGGGGGCAGAGCAGAGUGUCCCUGGCCCUCGCUGCUGCUCCACCAUGUUCACAUCAGACCCAGUCCAAAUCCUAAAGGCCUCUCCCCCCGACCAGCACCAUCCCUGCAAAAACCCAGUCCUCUGGCCCAGAUGUGCUUAGGUCGGUGUGGAGAUUCCACCUGCUGGCCCAAGGAUCCCAAGGAAAACUGCUCAGCUUGGAUCAGACCACCAUCAAGCACCAGAGCCAUGUUUUAUUAGACUUGGUGGCAGCUGCUUCUCAAGGAGACUCUGUUCUCCUCCUCCCUGGAAACACCUUUUCAUGGCGGCUACAAGACUUCUGUUUCGCCUGUCUGGUAACUUUGCAAAGAGCCUCGACCUGCACUUGCCCUUGUCCAUCUUCUCCCGGGGCUCAGGUGGCCUUGCUUCACCUGGAGAUUUCUUUCUCUCCUUUCCCCUUUCCCCCCAUCUAAAAUCCACGUCGUAGCAUCUGAGUUCCACUCGCUUUAGCUCCUUAGAAUGAUAUUUUCUGAAGCUGUCAGGGGACAAGAACUACCUGGUCAGCCGGCAGCCCCUGCCCCUCUCCAAGCGUGGCCCCGUGCACCGUGCAGAGUGCACACAAGCACCUCGCCCCUUGCUCUGGAUGCUGUCUAGGCUGUGAAAGCCCCAUUCCGGGCCCCCUCCGGGGAUGGUGUUUUGGUUUGGCUUUCUCCCUCUCAGCCUUAGUGUGUGUCCCUGGUGGGAGAAUAGCCCAGCACAGGAGGCCCAGGGAGAGGCUAAAGUGGUGAUGGGGGGAUUCAAACUUGAACACGAUGGCCAAGAAGACUAAAAACAACUCACUGUGCUGCUGGCAGGAGGAUGGAGGGAGCGCGGAUGUUGGGAGGGCGCCGUGGUCGGCCCUGGGAGGCAAUGAACAUCUUCACAAUGGAUGGGGAGACCACUGGGUGGAGAGGCAAGGAAAGGUGGCGAGGGAGGAGGGGCUGGGGUCAUUUACUCCAACCAAGGCUUUUACACCCCCACACCCUGAGGCAGGACAGACAGCGAUGAUCUCUACUCAGUGACAGGAGCUCAUGUAAGAAAAUGUGUUCCAUCAUUAGGUGGCUGCAGUUUUUAGGAAGUUCUUCCUAAAUCUAACACCAUGUUCCAUUGAUACAGUAUGCCCUCUGGAGCGUGCGAUUACUCCAAUGCUUCAUCAUACUCACUUAAAUAUUCGAAGACAAUUAUCACAGACUUUCCUGUCCUCAAAUGCCUCUUUAUGUCAAAUACCCUAGGCUCUCCACUCUCCUGGUCACCAUCCUCCUAGCUGUAGUGCUUUCAUGUGGUGUGACCAGUGACGCGUAAGGUAGAACCAUCACCUCCCUUGGUCAGGACACUCUGUCUUUAUUAAUGCAGCCUGAGAGAGCAUUAGCUGUUUUAGCAGCUGCAUCACACUGUUGGCUCAUAUUGAGUUUUUGGUCAACUAAAACCACCCCUGGUCUUUUUCACAGACGUGACUUUGGGGGUAUCUAUCAUCCUUGGUAUAUAAAAUUCAGUGAGUUUUCAUUCAAGUCCAGUGAUCAGUUUUCUCAUGUAUACUGCCUCUGUCCACUCUGAAUCUCCUCUCUGUUCAUCAAGAUAGAGAAGCUCUUCAUAGAUGUCUGAAGCAUCUAGCAAUCACAUUUCAAGGGUUUCAAGCUUUGUCUUUCUUGCCAAAACUCAAGUUUUAUAGUCUGCAAAGUGAUGUGCUGACUUCUUUUCUUACCAUAUGUCAAGGAAAGCCAUUUAUGAUAUUGGAGUGGUAUUUCAGAAUUGUGAAAAUAAGUCACUUCAAGGUAAUGAGUGAGAUGAGUUGUAUUAUAAGCAUUUAUUCUAAUCAAUGAGACAGUUUAUAAUUUCAUAAAAGAUGCUGGAGGAUUAUCUAGCCAUGUUUUGGUCCUUUGGAGAAUUCCAGUAAUAUCUCCUCUAUGAGAAAAAAAAAUUCUUCAGAUAUUUCUUGCCAUCUCAAUAGAAUGAGGUCCAAAUAGGGCCACUUAGAUAUUAUUUUGGAGUAGUUCCCCCUCAAUUCGCAUUUCCAGAAAUUUCCCUCUUGUCUGUUCUGGCUAUAGGGUAUGUCUGCUUCCUUCUUUAACUUUCUAACCCUUCCAGCUUCUAUCCAAUGCUGUUAAAAGAAUCCCAGAUGUAUCUAUUUGGUUUUCCAAGACCAUUGACAAAUAUUCAAUUCUUCAUGCAGCUCACUGUGUAUGAACCCUCAAACACAUCUUAACCUAUGCUGCAUUGCCAUCCAGGGAAUAAUGAGAUUCUCCAUUAAACCCAGGGUUUCUAUGAAGCCAAGAGUGCCUGAGUUUGGGUGGGGGGGUAGAGGGGGGAAUAUAAAACUUCCCUCUUUGAAUGAAAAGAUACUGAAAUGAAAGUAAACAAGGUGGGACUCACAAGGCUGUGCACUCCACUGCUUUACCUCAGAUCCUGGUCACUCAUCACUACCUUUCCAGAACUGUAGCAUGGUACCUUUAGAUCUUAUCACAGUCUCCACUUAGAAGUGGAACAUUUUAGUCUAGGUUACUUCUUGCAGCAAAUUGAACCGCGUAGGUGAUUGUGAUGACAUCAGAAGGCUCCUUAAGCUUUCCCUUGGAAAGUAAAUGAACAUUUCAGCAAAUAUUAAGUCCACUGCACAAAGCAUUGUGCCAAAGGCCAUACAAAAACAAGAAUGAGGGCUCCUAGACUAAUAUGUUAUAGGGAGAAAUGAUGUGAAGAAAAUAUUUCUUUGGAUUUUACUAAUUCUUCCUAAAUCCUGUAUCAAUACUACACUAGUAAUCUCAAGGCACUGCCCCCAAAUAUAUUCACUGACUAACCCCACUGGCUUUAGUCAGUCUAUAAAGCAGGUAUCAUGGGUGUGUAAGUUAAGAGAUGACUUGGUUUUUAACUCUAGCUUCCUCCCUUAUCUUUUGCAUUUUUGCCAGAUGCAAAAAGGGGUGUUGCUAAGAUUUUAUAAAAUUCUUGGCCCCCAACUCCAGCUAGGGAUCACCGUGCAUGAGCUUUGCACAGAUGGCCAAGUCCUAGCACAGGUGGAGUCCCUUUGUACCCCAAAAUAAAGCAGCAUCAAGAGAGGAAGAUAACUUCAUAGAUGGGGUUACCCCUGAGGUUUUGUCACAAACCAUGUAGCCUUAGACAUGUUUCUGGGCCUGUUUUCUCAUCUGUAAAAUGGAGACCUCAUGCACCCAGAGUCUGUGACAAUUUUUAGAAGAUUAGAACAUUUUUCCAUCCUCAGCAGAACUGCUGCUGUUUGUUACUUGGAAAACUCAAGCACAAGAGCAUCAUUGUUUCCUUCUGAAUAGGAGUCUUCAACAUCAGUGGGUCAGUCUUGUUGGGAAGUGAUUUUAAUACUGAGGUUGAAUGAAUGAUGUUGCAUUCAUUCCUCUUCCAAAUGGAUCCAUAAGAACAUUACAGCAUGCAGAGGGGGAAAUUGAAGCUCAUGGAGAAAUGGGCAGAAAGCAGUGGAUGGUAAGAUUUUAAUGGGAAAUGGGGUGGCUCUAUGUAGGCAGAGCCCAUUGCCUUCCCAAGGCAUCUCACUUGAUUUCCACUGUUCUUAACUCCAUACUUACAAUCUAGUUGCAUUGUCUAUGCACCAGCUUUUUUACAAAUGAGCCCAAGUUGUAUAGCAAAAAGAAAAAGCCCACUUGGGUUUCUUUGAACCCCUCUAUAGCUAGGACUGUUGGUUUGAGAAAGAAAUGGCUGAGAUUUUGUUGAAAGCAAUCAUGAGAAUAGGAGGUUUGUAGCAGAGACUACUUGGUCACUAAGAGUUGACAGACUCUUACUGAACAAUCCCUGUCUUGCCCCGAUGGAGUAAGAGAUGGAAGUAGGAUUGAAGAUUGAAAGCCCUGCAAGGGAGAAUCACCUAUAUAGGGGCAUAGGAGACAGAAGGAAGGAAAACCUGGACAGAGAGAUUGAAUAUUACAAUAAAUUGAGGUUGGGAUUGACACUGAAAGGGUAGGGUAGCUAUAAAGAAUUAAAAUUUUAGUCUGCAGUGCAAAAUAAUUGUUCUAGAUUUUAAUCAGCUUUCUAAAUGAAUGUUGACAACCAAUGCUAUGUCUGCUAUUGAACUCUUGCAUUCUGAAUACUUAGAAAAACUUCUUUCUGCAGCCAAGGAACUGUUAGUAUCACAGCUAUCAAUAAGACAGUCGGAAACCUUGACUGCCCACCUGAGAGAAGCUAUUGCCUAGCAGUCAAAGAAUGAUUCCCUGGGUACUUUGUAGGUCACUUAGGAUCAAUAAUUCCUCCAUCCUCAAAAAAGAACUCCAGAUGAAAUCAGAAACUUAGUUUUAUAACCUUUCCAUUAAUAAUUGUUCUGACUUCAUCUAAGAUAUAUUACUGAUUUUAAGAUAAUUCUUUAAUCCACAUCAAAAGGGUUUGGGGAUUACUGAGCUGAUGUGAACUCUGUGCAAUGAUGUGGAAGCCAAUGGGAAUGUGAUCAUAGGACACCGUUUUCUUCAGUGGUCCCAACAGAUUAUCUCUUCUUAUCCCCAGCCCCUCAAGGAACUAUCCUGGGAAUCUUCCUUUUGGUAAUCUUUUCACAUACUUUGGACUGUGGAUGUAUGUCAUUUGGAUUAUCUCUUCUCUGCAGUGUCACCUAAGGAAUGGUAGAACACUCAUAUCUUUCAGAAAUUAGUACUUCUCCCUCUCCCUUCCCCACGUAUUUUCUGCUGUUGCAAACCUUUUGUGAUGGAUGUUAGUUUUGGGAAGAAGCUUUUCCAAAAAGUCAAGGAAGUGAAAUAUGUUUUCUGGGAGGCUUUCCCAGAGAACUCCACAUAAUGCCCUCAGCUUCAGAGACCCUGAUGUCCUAAGGAGCUGAGCUUUAACUUGGAGGGCUUUUGUUCAGGAUGUCCUCCUUUUACCUGUAGGAAAGCCACAGAACAAUGAUUCCAGAUCUUUUUUUCAGAGGUCAGUACUGAAUAUGUCAAAAUUGAGAUCAUUCUCCAGUUCAUCCAGAUUUUGUCCUUGGUAAUUGAGGUAUUUGUCACUUGGUCUCACUGGAUCCACUUCCAUCUCAGCGAAUGGAAAUCUGACUAAGGAUGCUCUUGGCGGUAACUCAGUACAUAGCUGCUCCAGCAAGAGGAUUCCAGGAGCUAUUGUUAGGGAGAAUCUAGCUCUGUCUAGUGAAAUGUGUUUCCUUUAAGUAUCAGCGGGAGGAGACGUUCUGAAGUAUAAGAGAUCAUGUUUUGGACUAUGUUGGGAGAGACUAGGACCACGCUUAGGCUGGAACAUUUUGCUGUACAGAGACGAGUCUGACCCUCAUUUUAAUUAAGGCUUCUUUGUCUCCUCCUCACAUAAUAAUAAGCCCAGGAAUAGAUAUUCUAACUAAGCAUCUGGUGGAGGACAAGAGAAGAUCUGAAGCUGCUUGUUAACGAGAUUCUAAUGGGAACAGGUAGAGAAACAGGCCCCUGAAAAGGCCUUAGUAUUGUCUGGAUCCCCAUAAAUUUUCCUUAGUUUGCCAGGGUCUGGUAACUGCCUUUAGCUGGUGGCCCUAAAUAGUGCCCUCAUUCCCCAGACCAUGGUUGGAAUGGGUUCCAUCCUCCCUCUCCCUCUGCCCCAUUCUCCCCUGAUUUGGAGAUGGACUUUGUAGCUUUUCUGCUGUCGUUCCUCCUGCCUAGACUAGACCACUGGAGACGGCCAAAAUCACUCGGACAGCUGUACUGCCUUCUUGCUUAGAAGGCAAUACUCUUUCUUCUGCAUCUUUUCAUCCCUUACCCCUACUUCCACCACUCUUAAAAGCACUGGAUAUAACCAUUUUUUUUUUCAGCUGAAUUGUAUGGACUAACUUCAGUCAAUUGUAAAUACACUGGGGUGGGGGGGAGGGAAUGAGGGGGGAUGUGGGACUUGUGACCCGAAUGUAUUUUUAUGCAAAUUUGAGUGGCCUUUCAACCCUGAGAUGAAUGAUUUUGUUUUACUGGUUGUCACUAUAUAGUAUUAUUAUUAUGUGUUUGAAAGUUUGAGAUAAUAAUAUUCACAUCUAUAUGAUGCCUGUAAACACAACAGUAUUUAUAAAUGAGUAAAUAAAACUGUGUUUUAACUUUG